Gigantopelta aegis is the source of this 2268-nucleotide messenger RNA. Its product is annotated as solute carrier family 13 member 5-like. Gene Ontology annotation, cellular component: membrane. Bases 124 to 1983 code for a protein of 619 amino acids. Lineage: Eukaryota; Metazoa; Mollusca; Gastropoda; Neomphalida; Peltospiridae. The record is from RefSeq and is a predicted model, not a curated record. Gene Ontology annotation, molecular function: transmembrane transporter activity. Gene Ontology annotation, biological process: monoatomic anion transmembrane transport. The transcript is spliced from 14 exons.
GUUAGUGGUUUUCGUGAUGUGUACACAGUUAACUUAAAUAUAAGGACGUCUGUUAUACUGGUGAUUCCUUCUGCUGAUUUGUGUACCUAGGAGUUUCGUUUAGUCCCCUAAAAACUGAGACUAAUGGCUUUAUCUUCGCAUAUAAAAGCAACAUGGAGGUCAUUGGUGAUAAUUAUUACACCAUUGAUUUUAAUACCUUUAGUACUUCCAGGAUCGACUUCAGUAUCUCGAUGCGCCUUUGGUUUACUUUUGAUGGCAGUGUACUGGAUGAGCGAAGCACUACCGCUUCCUGUGACUUCGCUUUUACCAAUUGUGUUAUUUCCUAUUUUAGGAGUAGCCCCUACCAAAAUACUGGCUCUUCAAUAUUUUAAGGAUGUCAUGUUUCUUCUGAUUGGUGGACUGCUGGUGGCGCUAGCCAUAGAGAAAAGUAAUCUUCACAGACGAUUUGCUCUGAAACUUCUUCUUCUGUUUGGGGUCAGACCUAAGAGACUGUUGCUGGCCUUUGCGGUAGGCACUAGCUUUCUGUCCAUGUGGAUUAGUAAUACGGCGUCAACAGCCAUGAUGAUUCCUAUAGCUAGAGCCGUGCUCUCCCGACUCCUCAAGAUUCAGUCUAGAACGAAAAGAGCAGUAUACAGUGGUUCAGAAGCUCUUCUUGGGACAGACUCACCACCGAAUGAACAAAACAAAGCCAUUGAAAUAGUGAUUGAAGAACCUCUACAAAGUGCCAUGAGCGAAAAGACUACCAAGGAUACUAUAGUCAUUGAAGGUGUUAACUACGACGACGAUGACGAAGAAACGGACUUCUCGAAUCUAGACCCAGAAUCAAAGAACCUGGUAAAGGCCGUCUCUCUGUGUGUCUGUUAUUCUGCAAACUGCGGCGGGAUUGGAACACUGACUGGGACAGGACCCAACAUGAUAGCAAAGGGCUAUGCAGACAAACUCGAAGGCGGAAGUUCAGCAAUUACCUUCACAUCGUGGAUGAUAUUCUCAUUUCCGGUGUCGGUCAUUGGUGUCUUCCUGGUUUGGAUUUGGGUGCAGAUUGUCUUUCUUGGACCAAGAGAAACGUUCAGAUGCAGUAAAAGGAAGGAUAAUGAUGCCGAAGCAGAGAAGAGUUCCACUGAGUAUAUAGAAAGAGAGUAUGCCAAAAUGGGUUCCAUUAGUUUUGCUGAGCGUGUUGUUAUGUGUCACUUCUUGCUGUUGAUAAUACUGUGGAUCACACGCAAUCCUGGAUUCCUCCCUGGGUACGCCGAGCUCUUCAACAAUGGGUAUAUAUCAGGGGCGGUUCCUGCCAUUUUGAUUGCCGUCAGCCUUUUCAUUUUCCCAGUAAGGAGACCCAACAGCUGGUGCUUCCGUCGUAAAGGAGAUACCAAUAUUCCAACGGAGACACCAGGUAUCUUGCAAUGGUCACAAGUCAGCAAGACCUUCCCCUGGGGAGUUGUGUUCCUUAUUGGCGGCGGAUACGCUCUUGCAGAGGCAUGCCAGAUAUCUGGGUUAUCCCGAGUCGUGGCUUUGCAACUGUCCUUUAUUGGAAAUCUUCCGCUCUGGUUGGCUAGUCUUGUUGUCAUAACAUUGACGUGCUUAACAACAGAAAUAACCAGCAAUUCCGUCAUAACAACAAUAUUUAUGCCAAUAUUAGCCGAAGUAGCCAUUUCAAUGAAAGUACACCCUCUGUACUUCAUGUUGCCAUCUGCAGUGUCAGCUUCGUUCGCAUUCAUGUUUCCAGUUGCCACACCACCCAAUGCUUUGGUCUUUGCGUACGGUGACGUCAAGGUCGUGGAUAUGGUGAAAACUGGAGCCAUUUUAAAUAUUGUCAACAUCUUCUCUGUGACAAUGGCUAUCAAUACAUGGGGAACAGCAUAUUUUCAUCUAGAUCAGUUUCCUGACUGGGCUCAAAGGAUGUAUAUUGAAGCUGUUGAGUCAGGCCUCAAUGGAACAACACAAAUACAUGGACUUGUAUACAACACAUCAUCUAGUAUCUUAUGACCAAAAAAAAAAACGAAAGAAAAAAACAACAAAACAGCCUAUGGUAAAAUAUGGUGAGCUAAUCGACUACCCUUUUCAGUGCAUACAGAAGAUGUUGAUUAGCAUGCUACAUGUACUAUGAAGUCAUGAUUGAUUUACGUUUUGCAUCUUCCAUGUGUUCUCUUGAAAUUUCUUACCUUUUCUGUAAGAGAAUGUCGACUGUCCUCAAUUAUCAACCGUUAUUAAGACGUUUUCGGCUAACAGUCUUUUUAACAACUACAAUUAUAUUAAACAUAUUUUCUUGUU